AAUCCUAUGAUCUUCACUCCUUUUAUAUCGAACCCAACCCUUCAACUCUUCUUCUCACUCACUCUCUUCUCUUUCACUCGCUCCAAUGCUUCCUUCUCGCUUCCUUCCCCUUUCUCUUCUUCUCAUUCUCUUCUUCAAUGGCGUCCAUUCCAGAUCCAAAUUUUCUCUUUCUUCUUCUUCUUCCCCUGUUUCGUCCAAAAUUGGACUGGGCUACCGUUUAGUUUCUGUUGAAGAAACCCCCGAUGGCGGUCUCUUAGCUCGCCUCCAAGUUAAACAACCCAACACUAUUUAUGGCCCUGACAUCCCUUACUUGCAGCUCUUUGUUAAGCAUGAGACAAACGACCGCUUGAGGGUUCACAUCACCGACGCGGAGAAGCAAAGAUGGGAGGUUCCAUACAAUCUCUUACCAAGAGAACAACCGCCAGUGGCGAAACAAACCAUCGGAAAAUCAACCAAAAACACCAUUACAGGCUCUGAAUACGUCGGUAGUAACCUAAUCUUCAGCUACACAUCAGACCCAUUUUCGUUUUUGGUUAAAAGGAAAUCAAAUGGCGAUAUCCUUUUCGAUUCGAGCUCUUCUGAUUCAGACCCAUAUAGUAAUUUGGUGUUCAAAGAUCAGUACCUGGAGAUUUCGACGAAGUUGCCAGAAGACGCUGCACUAUACGGACUAGGGGAGAACACACAGCCGCAUGGGAUUAGAAUAUACCCAAACGAUCCUUACACUUUGUACACAACGGAUGUGUCCGCCAUUAAUCUGAAUACAGAUCUUUAUGGAUCUCAUCCAGUGUAUAUGGACCUGAGAAAUGAAGGAGGGAAGGCAUCGGCACAUGCGGUGCUGCUGCUGAAUAGCAAUGGGAUGGAUGUGUUUUACAGAGGAAAAUCUUUGACGUACAAAGUCAUUGGUGGGGUUUUGGAUUUUUACUUCUUUUCUGGACCUUCACCACUUGAUGUUGUUCAACAGUACACUUCCCUCAUUGGAAAGCCUGCUCCCAUGCCUUACUGGGCCUUUGGAUUUCACCAGUGUAGAUGGGGUUACCAUAACCUAUCUGUUAUUGAGGAUGUUGUUGAGAACUAUCAAAAAGCUCAAAUUCCGCUUGACGUUAUUUGGACUGAUGAUGAUCACAUGGAUGGAAAGAAGGAUUUCACUCUCAACCCCGUCAAUUAUCCACGGCCAAAGCUUCUAGCUUUCCUAGACAAGAUACAUAGCAUUGGCAUGAAGUACGUUGUGAUCGUUGACCCUGGCAUUGCUGUUAACUCCAGUUAUGGUGUUCAUCAAAGGGGCUUGGAAAAUGAUGUUUUCAUUAAGUACCACGGUGAACCAUUUUUGGCUCAAGUUUGGCCUGGUGCCGUAAACUUCCCCGAUUUCCUUAAUCCCAAAACUGUUUCAUGGUGGGGUGAUGAGGUCCGCCGUUUCCAUGAACUUGUCCCUGUUGAUGGUCUGUGGCUUGAUAUGAAUGAAGUCUCAAACUUCUGUUCUGGAUUGUGCAAAAUCCCAGAAGGCAAACAAUGCCCAACUGGAACAGGACCUGGCUGGAUUUGUUGUCUAGACUGCAAGAACAUUACGGAAACAAGAUGGGACGAUCCUCCUUACAAGAUAAAUGCAUCAGGUUUGCAGGUGCCAAUUGGCUUCAAAACAAUUGCGACCAGUGCAGUUCACUACAAUGGCGUUCUUGAGUAUGAUGCUCACAGUCUCUAUGGGUUCUCUCAGUCUGUUGCAACGCAUAAGGCCCUUCUCGGUCUUGAGGGGAAGAGGCCGUUUAUCCUUUCCCGUUCCACAUUUGUUGGUUCAGGCAAAUAUGCAGCUCACUGGACUGGGGAUAACAAGGGAACAUGGGAUGAUUUGAAGUACUCCAUUUCUACAAUGCUUAAUUUUGGUAUAUUUGGAAUGCCAAUGGUUGGUUCUGAUAUCUGUGGGUUCUAUCCUGCACCCACGGAAGAACUCUGCAAUCGUUGGAUUGAACUUGGCGCUUUCUAUCCAUUCUCAAGGGAUCAUGCCAAUUACUAUUCCCCUAGACAGGAACUUUAUCAGUGGGAGUCUGUUGCUAUAUCUGGUCGAAAUGCACUGGCCAUGAGGUAUAAGCUCCUACCAUAUCUAUACACAUUGAACUAUGAAGCUCAUACAACCGGAGCACCAAUUGCUAGACCGCUCUUCUUCUCAUUCCCAGAUCUUAAGGAGUGUUACAAUGUGAGCACUCAAUUUUUGCUUGGCAGCAGUGUUCUCGUAUCCCCUGUGCUAGAGAAGGGAAAGACAAAAGUCAGUGCAAUGUUUCCACCAGGCACUUGGUACAGUUUGUUUGAUAUGAAGAAAACCAUCGUAUCAGACGAAGUUCAAUAUCUGUCUCUUCCUGCACCAUUGCACGUUAUUAAUGUCCAUUUGUAUCAAAACAGCAUUCUACCAAUGCAGCGAGGUGGAUUGAAUUCAAAGGAAGCUCGUAAAACUCCUUUCACUUUCAUCGUGGCCUUCCCUGCCGAUGAUAGCAAAGGAGAGGCCAAAGGAAAGCUGUUUCUUGAUGAGGACGAGCAUCCGGAGAUAAGCCUUGGUGAUGGUCUAUCUACUUACAUUGAACUUUAUGCAACUUUGAGCCAGGGGAGUGUUAAGGUUUGGUCUGCAGUUCAAGAAAGCAAAUUUGCUUUGGAAAAGGGUUGGAUAGUUGAGAAACUUAUUGUGUUGGGGUUAGAUGCAAGCAAGCGGGCACAGGCCCUUGAGAUCAACGGAAAUGUGGUUGAGGAUGGUUCGAAUAUCGAGUUUUAUACAUCGGAACAGAGUUAUCAGCAAGCGAAACUAGAGGAUGGAGGGGAUAAGAGGAAGACGGCCAUGGUUGAGGUCAGAGGAUUGUCAUUGCCUGUUGGAAAGAACUUUGAAAUCUCCUGGAAAAUGGGAUAGAAAGUGGAGAGGUAGAAAUUCUGUACUCUAGAUUGUCAGAUUGAGCAGCCCUUUUUUCUUUCACAUUCCCCUUCCCCAUUUUCUUUGAAAUUGGUUGGUGGUUACUGGGUUUCUUCUUUUCUUUUUUUUUUUCUUUAUUGCUUUGAUGGAAAAGAGAUGAGCCAAAGCAAAGCUUAUCUUCAUCCUUAUCCAUGGAACAAGUCUUGUACUUGUGUUCAUCGUUUUAUGUAGUUUGAGAAUAAAGUAUGUUCCUAUCA
Molecule: messenger RNA, 3141 nt
Organism: Cucumis melo (muskmelon)
Lineage: Eukaryota; Viridiplantae; Streptophyta; Magnoliopsida; Cucurbitales; Cucurbitaceae
Product: alpha-xylosidase 1
Exons: 3
Coding region: 86-2884 (932 amino acids)
Biological process (GO): carbohydrate metabolic process
Molecular function (GO): hydrolase activity, hydrolyzing O-glycosyl compounds; carbohydrate binding
Source: RefSeq, a predicted model, not a curated record